This is a messenger RNA of Polyodon spathula (Mississippi paddlefish), 2503 nucleotides long. RefSeq names its product pituitary homeobox 1-like. The record is from RefSeq and is a predicted model, not a curated record. Gene Ontology annotation, cellular component: nucleus. The coding region runs from base 197 to 1111 and encodes 304 amino acids. Gene Ontology annotation, molecular function: RNA polymerase II cis-regulatory region sequence-specific DNA binding; DNA-binding transcription factor activity, RNA polymerase II-specific. The transcript is spliced from 8 exons. Lineage: Eukaryota; Metazoa; Chordata; Actinopteri; Acipenseriformes; Polyodontidae. Gene Ontology annotation, biological process: anatomical structure morphogenesis; regulation of transcription by RNA polymerase II.
UCUACCGCGCGGACAGGACGGCAGAGGGGGGUUCGUGACGUCACCGCAGCGCUGAAGAAGCCUCGGGAGGACAGUAAACCCAGAACAACACAGACCGAAUCUACCCCAGCACCCUGCCUGCCUGCCUGCAACUGGAUCUAUCACAUCCUGCAUGGCACUUUGAUUCGACUGUGUAGGAAACAAACUGGGAUUCGGAAUGGAACUUCAUUUAUCUAAGAAUGGACCCUCCUGCGUGGAACCGGGUGGGAUGAAUUUGGACAGGAGACCAGAAGCCGUGAGACCCCCACGCGACAUGACCUCCACCUUUCACAUGCCGAGAUCGUCAGAGAGCGCUCGAGAGCCCGUAGAGAAUUCAAGCAGCGAGUCGUCAGACACUGAGAUCGCAGAGAAAGAUAGGAGCGCAGAACAUAGAAGUGACGACGGGAAUGUGGAAGAGCCGAGCAAGAAGAAGAAGCAGCGGAGACAGAGGACACACUUCACCAGCCAGCAGCUUCAAGAGCUGGAGUCCACGUUCCAGAGGAACCGUUACCCCGACAUGAGUACGCGGGAGGAGAUCGCGGUGUGGACCAACCUCACCGAGGCCAGGGUUCGGGUCUGGUUUAAGAACCGCAGAGCGAAGUGGAGGAAGAGGGAACGCAACCAGCAGAUGGACCUGUGUAAAAACAGCUACCUUCCGCAGUUCAGCGGGCUCAUGCAGCCCUACGAAGAUUUGUACCCAGCCUACACCUACAACAACUGGGCAAACAAGGGCCUGACACCGGCUCCUCUGUCCACGAAAAACUUCACUUUCUUCAACUCCAUGAGCCCGCUGUCCUCCCCGUCCAUGUUCUCAGCGCCCAGCUCAAUCUCCCCAAUGGCCAUGCCGCCCAGCAUGGGCCACAGCGCAGUGCCGGGCAUGCAGACCUCCAGUCUGAACAACAACAUCAACUCUGCAAUGUCUUCAUCCGCAUGCCACUACGCGCCGCCGGGUUCCCCUUACAGCAUGUACAGAGACACGUGUAACUCCAGCCUGGCCAGCCUGAGACUGAAAUCGAAACAGCACCCCUCUUUCGGAUACAGCGGGCUACAGAGCCCCGGCUCCAGUCUCAAUGCUUGCCAGUAUAACAGCUGACGGGCUGGCUGCGAUGAGUUGCUGGAGUAUGGCAGAUAUAUGGACCAGGUCAUCGCGCAAAAGACAACUCAACUGGAUUAGUUGCAACGUUGUGUGUGUGUGUGUGUUUUUUUUUAAUGGAUUACGCGGGUUGUACUUGUUUACCUUUAAACUUGCACCGCAAUUUUUUAAAUGUCCCCAUUUAUUUUAUUUUAUUUUUUUGGACUAGUGGUGGAAGACUUUAUACAUGUAAAAAUAAUAAUAAAAAAUAAAUUGUACAAUUAUACUAGAACCAGAAAAAACAGACCUGAGAACCCAAUAUGUUUCUGGUGUGUGUGUGAGUGUGUGUGUGUGUGUGUGUGUGUGUGUGUGUGUGUGUGUGUGUGUGUGUGUGAGUGUUUAUGAUAAAUGUUGAGGAUUUAUUGACCAUUCAGAGAGUUUCAUGCUGGACUGGGGGAAAUUAGAAGACGCGCGCGCUAUUACAUAAGAAAUGGAUGUUUAACGAUCUAUGAUUUCUAAAUACCCUUUUAUAGUGUUACCUUUAGUUAUUGUGUUUUGGCGAUAUUAGAAAGUGCUGGAAAUGCAUGAUCCUGUCUUUUACAGAUUCAAAAAACAAACAGCUGCAAUUGUAUACUUUUUGUCUAGAUUAUCCGUUUCCACAAAGAAAGGUGAAUAGAAAGCGCCUGUGUUAUUUGAGUGAGCGGGUGUGCACAAUAUUUGAACUGAUCCCUGGGAGUGCACUUCGCACGCAGGAGCUGCAGAGGGAGGUGUAUUCAAUGGUUAUUGUCAGGAGCUGCAGAGGGAGGUGUAUUCAAUGGUUAUUGUCAGGAGCUGCAGAGGGAGGUGUAUUCUAUGGUUAUUGUCAGGAGCUGCAGAGGGAGGUGUAUUCAAUGGUUAUUGUCAGGAGCUGCAGAGGGAGGUGUAUUCAAUGGUUAUGGUCAGGAGCUGCAGAGGGAGGUGUAUUCAAUGGUUAUUGUCAGGAGUUGCAGAAGGAGAUGUAUUCAAUGGUUAUGGUCAGGAGCUGCAGAGGGAGGUUGUGUAUAUUGCUUGUAUUUAAUGGUUAUCGUCAGGAGCUGCAGAGGGAGGUUGUGUAUAUUGCUUGUAUUCAAUGGUUGUGUAUAUUGCUUGUAUUCAAUGGUUGUGUAUAUUGCUUGUAUUCAAUGGUUGUGUAUAUUGCUUGUAUUUAACAGCAGCUCAAGAGGAUCGUUUCCAGUUGUAACUGUAAUUAAAUGCAAAUGCAUUAUAGUAUCCUGUAAUAGAAAUGGAUGCAGUGUGUCCUUUUGACAAGUUGUGAAUUUGACAUUUUCCAAGCUUACGAGCAUUAGAAUAAAUAUACAUAAACGUUUCUCGUUUUGUUAUUUCAUGUGACAUUAGCAGCACGGUGUACACGCAGGGUUUUAAUUGAUUAUUUUA